AUGAGUUGGACUACCUGUGGUUCACCAGAAAAGUUGCCAGAGGCAGAUGGUGGUGGCUGGGCAGCCAAGGACUGGAAUAGUAGAGACCCUGAUGAUAGUCUGAAACGAAAAACUUUUGAACUGUUAUACAAAAUGACCAAGUCCUCCAAUGUGGAAGUGAUUGUUGAUAGAAUGAUUGAUUACAUGAUUAGCAUAAGUGAUGACCAUUACAAAACCUAUAUAGCAUCUCGAUGUGUGGAACUUGCUGAACAAUUUGCACCAAGUAAUCAUUGGUUCAUACAGACCAUGAAUAAAGUUUUUGAGCAUGCUGGAGAUCUUGUUAAUAUUAAAGUGGCACAUAAUUUAAUGCGGUUGAUUGCUGAAGGAUUUGGGGAGGAUAAUGAUGCUGCAGACAGUCAGUUGAGAUCAUCUGCUGUCGAGUCAUAUUUGCGCAUUAUUGGAGAGCCCAAGCUUCCUUCUGUGUUUCUUCAAGUCAUCUGUUGGGUUCUGGGGGAAUAUGGAACAGCGGAUGGAAAGUAUUCUGCUUCUUAUAUCAGUGGAAAGUUAUGUGACAUUGCAGAGGCAUAUUCUAAUGAUGAAGAUGUUAAGGCUUAUGCAAUUUCAGCAUUGAUGAAAAUUUAUGCGUUUGAAGUAGCAGCUAAGAGGAAAGUGGAUAUACUACCCGAGUGUCAAUCUUUGAUUGAAGAAUUAUUGGCGUCCCAUUCUACAGAUUUGCAGCAACGUGCUUAUGAAUUGCAAGCCCUUAUAGGUUUGGGAGCACAAGCUGUUGAAUCAAUAAUGCCAAGAGAUGCAAGUUGUGAAGAUAUUGAGGUUAUUGCUAAUAUAGAAUUUUAUCAGUGUUGA
Messenger RNA from Sphenostylis stenocarpa, 843 nucleotides. NCBI's taxonomy places the organism in Eukaryota, Viridiplantae, Streptophyta, Magnoliopsida, Fabales, Fabaceae. The record is from the annotation of a GenBank genome assembly.